Pyricularia pennisetigena is the source of this 1626-nucleotide messenger RNA. RefSeq lists its product as uncharacterized. Gene Ontology annotation, cellular component: cytoplasm; nucleus. Lineage: Eukaryota; Fungi; Ascomycota; Sordariomycetes; Magnaporthales; Pyriculariaceae. The record is from RefSeq and is a predicted model, not a curated record. Gene Ontology annotation, molecular function: ATP binding; histone H3T3 kinase activity. Bases 1 to 1626 code for a protein of 541 amino acids. Gene Ontology annotation, biological process: protein phosphorylation; mitotic cell cycle; intracellular signal transduction. The transcript has a single exon.
AUGGCCAGGACGACGGCGGUGAGGACGUAUGGACGGACGCGAAGGACGAAAGCAGUGCUCAUAUCGCCUGACACGGCCCAACAAGCACCGUCGCGAAUCGAUUAUUCAAAUGAGGACAAGGAAAACCACAAACCCGGGCUGAAACCGAAGAGGAAGGAGUUUGGUUCCGUAUUGCCAGAUGAUGGCGAGGAGAACCUGGUGACCUUGACGGAGAGGAUCAAGGAGAUCCACAUCGACGAGCCGCGUCUCACAACAACCGAAACUAAACGACAGCCGACAAGAACAAAACAGCAACCUUCGCCAAAGCCUCCCAGUACACCAUGCAAAGUCAGACCGGAGAAGAGACGGCCGGUGGAGCCUCACAGUCCAGCACCUUCCGACCAGCCGAUCCUAUGCUGGGGCGACGUCUGUCCGCCUGGUGACCGCAUCGAGAAGAUUGCCGAGGCCUCUUAUGCGGAGGUCUACCGGAUCAGCAACGAGCGCGGAACCAGCAUCAUCAAGGUCGUUCGCCUUGAAUCCCCCAUCAAGCCGCAGACCAAGGCUCAGGAAAUGUCGGGCCUUGUGGACGAGGAGCCGCAUGGCGAGGAUGACCUGGGCGGCGAGGUGCGGAUUUCGGAGUGGCUGGCCGAUAUACCCGGCUUUGUGGUCUACAAAGAACGCUUUGUGGUAAAGGGCAAGGCAACCAAGGAGCUGCUGCAGACGCACCAAGCCUUUCAUCGCCGGAUGAAGAGGAAGGACCCCGACCGGCUGCAAUUCUACCCUUCACCAAGUCGCUAUCUCCCCGAAACCAAGUUUCUGGUCCUCGAGCUCGGGGAUGCUGGUGUUUCUCUGGAGGACUUCAAGCUGGACUCGAUCAGUCAAGUAUGGGAUGUUCUAUUGCUUGUGGCCAUCGCACUGGCGAGGGCCGAGUACCAGGUCGGCUUCGAGCAUCGGGAUCUUCACGAGGGAAACCUCUGUGUGCGUCAAGUGCGGCCUCCCAAGACAAAAGAAGACUCGGAAUCGCCUAUCCACUUUGGCUUUUCGGGCCUCGAUAUCACAAUUCUAGACUACGGUCUCUCGCGGGCUCAGGACCCCGACAUGGAGGAUGCCGAGCCGAUUGCAUUCGACCUCGAAAAGGAUCUCAGCCUCUUCACCAGCACACACGCUCCACAGUGCAAAGUAUACCGCCAGAUGCGGUCGUACAUGAUCAAGGGCGACCGCGCCUACCUGCCACCCCGCUUCCACAACAAGCCGUAUGACGGGGGGAGCAUAUCGUGGAGCGAGCAUCACCCCUUUACGAAUGUACUGUGGCUCGCCUACAUAUACGAGUACAUGGCGAAGCACUUUUGCGGCGACAAGCGGGACCUUGCGGCGUUCAAAAAGACCACGCGGGAGCUCUGGGCUCACCUCAACCCCGAUGCGCCGCCAGACGUGCAGUCUUUCUCCAGCGCCGCCGAUGUGGUGCGCUUCGUUGUCGAGGCUGGCUGGGUGACGGAGGCGCAGGUCACUGAUGAUCAUCAUGGUGGGGACGGGGAUGACGAGGAUGAGUACCGCGAGGAGGCGAGCAUCAUCGAGGUGCAGUCGUCGGAUCGGGACGAUUCCAGGUUGCGGCGGUCACCUAGGCGGCGGCAGGGCCCGUCACCUUGA